AUGGCUGGACACGGGUCGAAGUCAUGGGGCGAGAGCGCCACGGCGAUCGAGUUCAAGGGGCGACGCGGCCCCACGAUCGCCACGCGCGGCAUGGUCGCGUCCUCGCAGACCCUCGCCUCCGAGGCGGGCCUCCGCAUCCUGCGAGCGGGAGGCAACGCCUUUGACGCCGCCGUCGCGGUCGCCGCGGCGCUGAACGUGUGCGAACCCACGAGCACCGGCAUCGGCGGCGACGCCUUCGCGCUUUGCUACCACGCGUCGUCCAAGGAUGUCACCGCGGUCGUGGGCGGCGGCGCCUCCCCCGCCGCGCUCACCCUUGACCUCUGUCGACAGCGCGGGCACCUCGGAACCGAGAUCGCGCCCUCCACCGACGCGCUGUGCGUCGUGGUCCCCGGCGCGUGCGCGGCGUGGGAGGACGUGGUCACGCGCCACGGCAAGCUCACCCUCGCCGAUGUUCUCGCCCCGGCCAUCGAGCUCGCCGAGCACGGCGCGCCCAUCGGCCCGGUCACCGCGGAGCUCUGGCGCAGGCAGGAGCACCUACUCCGAGCACAAGGCGCGACGUGCAUGCUCGUCGACGACGGAAACCCUGAGGACGGAGAAACCCGUGCGCCACACGCGGGCGAGGUGUUCGCCAACCCCCAGCUCGCGGCCACGUUCCGACGCGUCGCGGCGCACGGCGCCAAGGAAGGGUUCUACCGCGGGCCCAUCGCGGAGGCGAUCGUGGACGCGAUUGCCCAACGCGGCGGCGUGUUGACGCUCGAAGAUCUCGACGCGCACGCCACGCGAUUCCCGGCGCCGAUCUCGCAGACGUACAGGGACGACGUGAGGGUGUGGGAGCUCCCACCGCCCAACCACGGCAUCGCCGCGUUACUCGCGCUCAAUUGCCUGGAGGCGGCGCUCCCCGACGCGGGCCCUCCGCCGCACUGCAUGACCUGGGACCACGCGUCGGUGGAAGCUAUGCGCAUCGCCUUUGCCGAUUCGCUGGAGCACUGCGGCGAUCCCGAGCACGCCGACGCCGUCGACGCGGCUGUCACGGCUGGCGAACUCGUCGACAAGACUUUGGCCAAAACGGACGGACUUCGGCCGAGUCCGGAUACGGUUUACUUUUGCGUCGUCGACGGCGAGGGCAACGCGUGCUCGUUCAUCAACUCGAACUACGACGGGUUCGGGACAGGGAUCGCGCCCGAGGGUUGCGGGUUCACGCUUCAGAACCGAGGGCACAACUUCAUCCUCCGGGAGGGGCACGUCAACUGCGUGGGUCCGCGCAAGCGCCCGUACCACACCAUCAUCCCGGGCAUGGCCACGCGCGAAGGCACCGGCGACCUUUACGCCGCGUUCGGCGUCAUGGGCGGGUUCAUGCAGCCGCAGGGUCACCUGCAGGUCAUCUCCCACAUGGUCGACGGCGGUUUAGAUCCGCAGGCGGCGCUGGACGCGCCGCGGUGGUGCAUCGGCGGUGUCGGUUCCGAGAAGGGAUCGGAAUCGAUAAUCGAUGCGCCGGUGGCGGUGGAGGCGGGGCACCGAUCGGCCAACGACUUGCUGCGAAGGGGCCACGUCGUGGAGCACGUCGCGGGACUGGAACGCACGGUGUUUGGCCGGGGUCAGAUCAUCGCGAGGGACGAGCGGGGCGUGCUGUGGGGCGGGAGCGAUCCGCGCGGGGACGGAUGCGCCAUCGGUUUCUGA
Micromonas commoda is the source of this 1677-nucleotide messenger RNA. RefSeq lists its product with no specific name. The transcript has 2 exons. The record is from RefSeq and is a predicted model, not a curated record. Bases 1 to 1677 code for a protein of 558 amino acids. NCBI's taxonomy places the organism in Eukaryota, Viridiplantae, Chlorophyta, Mamiellophyceae, Mamiellales, Mamiellaceae.